Messenger RNA from Didymodactylos carnosus, 1760 nucleotides. The record is from the annotation of a GenBank genome assembly. NCBI's taxonomy places the organism in Eukaryota, Metazoa, Rotifera, Eurotatoria, Philodinida, Philodinidae.
AUGAAAACAUAUUACGAGAAGAUUGAAGAAUCAACAGAGAAAGUUCAUCUCAAAGUAUUGAUAUUUGGGGGUAUUGAAUACAUUCGUUAUUUAUCAGCUGGCAUUGUAUUAGAAUGGAAAAGAGUUCAACAAGACAAAACUAAACAAACGAUUGUAUUACGAUCAAAAGAAGAUACCUUAUUACGAUUAACAAAACGAAUUGUCCCAUUACUCAUGCGGCACAAUUUCGAAAUCGAUGCUUGUGAUCUACUCAUUGAACUUGAGCAUAUACAUUUAAUGAAACAAUUUGUUAAUAAAGAUAGAUACCCAAGAAUAUGUCUGUAUUUAACUAGGUAUGUAUAAGACCCAGCUUUAAUUUUGACCAGAGACAAGCAUCAGUUUGUGGUUAGAACCUUGUAAGGACUUGAAACUUAUAAUAAUCGCUGUAGCAUUAUGUAUAACUGCUAAAAUUUAGAUGGAAAAGAAAGAUGCUUCAAAUAGACAAAAAGACACUUUCUCGUAUUUCAAGUAAAACUACAAAGUACUUUUUUUCUUACUUACAAAAGUACUUUCUCGAAGUACAAGUAAGUAUAAGUAUAAGUACACUUCGUGACUACUUGUACUUUUUACUUGAAAAAGCACGAAAAGUACAAGUACAAAAACUUUCGUCCUAGCUCUGCUUUCAAUCAUUGGCUACUGUUGGUCUCUGCUGUCAAUAAUACUCGGUGUAAAAAUGAAAUGUACUCUGAAAAAAGGUACUGGAAAUGUUCAGUUAGAUUAAAACCUACAUAUUCUUGUUCAGCUGGACGAGCUCUAUCCAACAUGUAUAAAUAUUGCAAAAAUAAAUUUUGCUUAAGUUUUGAAUUACGGGCAUCUUAGCAUCUACGUUAAAUUUCAUCUUUUUCUCCUUACAUCACGAUGACAUAACCAUAGAUAAUAAGACGCACGUAAUUCGAAGUUUCCACACGAUUUUAUUUUUGGCUUAUUCAUACAUCAUUCGAUAAAGAAUUUCAUCCUGAACGAGAAUAUCGCCCUUCUAGCCUUUCCAGUGCAGUUUUUGCGUCGAAAAAUUGAAAAUACGAGAAUGAUCUUAAAAUUCGAAAAAGCUUCCACUUUCGAAAAAAGUUGAAUACUUUUUUGCCUCUUUAUUUUGAAACUGUCAAACAGUCUUUUUCCAAUUCAGCGUUGAAAACUGAAUUAGAAAAUGCGUUUUUGAUGGGCUCCAUAUGUAAUGUCACUGCACGAAAAAUUCAACUUCAGGAUAUCUCCAAAGCGGAGACCCCGUCACAAAAGCUAUCUAAUUUUUUUCUGAUAAAGGUGGAACCUUCGUUCUUGCGCUUUUCGAUCGACCGUUAUUCAUGCUGUAAAAGUAUCAUCCGGUUCUUUUGAAAUUCCUCUCCAUUAUAUUCAGAGUCUGCGUCAAAAACUGAGUCGAACGAUAUAUGUUUUGGAAUUUUCAUUUUUUGGUGAAAAUUCGAAAAAAACAAAAGUGGUCGCAUAGGAUAAAAAGGAACGUCAGUCAACUCAGCUUCUGACGCUGACUCCGAAUAUGAUACUUCUAUUGCAUAAAAGGUGAGUUCUGGUGGAGAAAGUUGGAAAUUACGGGCAGAAUUCAGAUUUUUUCGCUCCUUAUUUAGCAACAGUGAAAUUUCUCAGCAAUGGAGAGGAAUUUCAAUAGAACCGAACGAUACUUUAAUAGUACGAAUAAAGGCCUUGUCUGGUAAAAGUGGAACCUUCAUUCUUGCGCUUUUCGAUCCGCCUUUAUUCGUACUAUAAAAGCA